Molecule: messenger RNA, 606 nt
Organism: Fusarium coffeatum
Lineage: Eukaryota; Fungi; Ascomycota; Sordariomycetes; Hypocreales; Nectriaceae
Exons: 1
Coding region: 1-606 (201 amino acids)
Source: RefSeq, a predicted model, not a curated record
AUGAGCUUUCCAGGGGACCUGUGGAUUAAGAUCAUUGAUUUUGCCAUCUCUUCGCAGAUUGCAUCUUGCGUCAAGGGCGACACGGACGAUGCGAAAUGUCGCGCUACUCAGGCAAUGCCGGAAGACAACACUUUAGCUCUCAAACUAUCAUGCCGCCAUAUUUACCAGUUGAUCCGAGCACUACACCGCGUUGAUGCUAUUGGUUCUAGAAGCCAGGCUAUAUUCCGUAUCAGUCUCCGACAAGACACACUUGGUGGUUUUCAUCACACUCUCCCGUCUUUCCAUGCCCGCGGUGGUGAGAACGCUCAUUUGCCCGUUCAGGAGCUUCCUGUGGUUCCACACCUUAUGGCACGCUUCAAUCCUUUAGAUGACCACCACUGGAAUAAUCAUCCCUUUCGAACCGACCUUACUCUCGGCCGAUUUCCUAAUGUCGCAAAACUCAGCUUAAUCCUUCCAACUGACCAACUGAAUUGGAUUAUUGAAGAACUGAAGCGAGAUGGGCCCGAAACCGACAUUUAUCGCAACUCAUGGGCUGACAAGUGGGGUCGCGGUCGUUGGAAACAGCACGAUCCAGGCUCAAAGGCUUAUGAAGAUACAGUGUAUUGA